AUGCCUAAAACAAUUUCAAAGAAAAAAGAUUACAACCGUAAUUUUAUUAAUCCUGAUAUCAAUAUUGAUAAUUCAAAAAUUAAUACUGAAAUUGAUAUUAACGAAAAUAAUAUUAGCAAUAUUCUCAGUUACAUUAGGCCAUCCUUCCCUCCAAUUAUAAAGAUUGAUGAUCUUAUCAAAAAUGCUAAAACGAAUAAUAAACGAAAAUCAAUCCCGAACGCUUUUAUCGUUUAUAGAAUGGCAUUGAUUAAGGAAUAUCGUAUUAAAAAUCGUAAAUUACCUCCUAUGGCCGAACUUUCUAAAAUUGCUAAAAACUCAUGGGAUUUGGAAACUAAAGAAGUAAAGGAUUAUUAUGAAGAAUUCGUUAAAGAAGCGAAAUCCAUUUACAAUAAAAGUAACGUGCAAAUUGUGAUGGAUAAGCAUGUGAGCGAUAGCAGGAAUUGUAUUAAAAACGAACAAGCUUUAAAUCAAACAGUAUCGAAUAUCAUGGAAGUCAUGGACGACGUCAUGGUUUAUGAGGCAGAUGAUUGUAUAACUUAUAGUACAGAGCAAAUCAAUAAUAUCCAAGAUACUAUUGUUCUUCCAAUUGAGGAUACAUUUUACAUGGAUAAUUCAUAUUUUCAGAUUCAGAAUUUUGCUAUAAAUGCUGAAUAUUAUUCUCAAUUUAAUAACAUGGUCUUCCCUGAUAUCAUCAGUAUUGAUCCGUGUCAAGAUUAUAUUUCAAUGACGGAGCAAGUAAUUGAUUAUAUGCUUGGAAAUUAGAUAG
Messenger RNA from Rhizophagus irregularis DAOM 181602=DAOM 197198, 766 nucleotides. RefSeq lists its product as uncharacterized. NCBI's taxonomy places the organism in Eukaryota, Fungi, Glomeromycota, Glomeromycetes, Glomerales, Glomeraceae. The record is from RefSeq and is a predicted model, not a curated record.